AUGCCCGCCUCUACCCUCGACAUCCCGGCGUGGACGCCUCCCACCCCAACCCAGCAGAAGGACAUUGACUGGGCGCCCCUCCGUACCCUCGACCUGAGCAAGGUGACCGGCGACGACUUCACCGACGUCCCCGCCGACGUGGUGCAGGAGGUGGGCGACGCCUUCCACCGCGACGGCUUCAUCUACGCCGAGAACCACGGCUUGUCGUGGGACCAGGUGCUGCGCCAAUUUGCCAUUGGCCAGUACGUCUUCAACGGCGUAUCCGAGGAGGACAAGGCCAAGUUCAAGGCCGACAUCCUCGGCACCGGCAGCUUUGUCGGCUACAAGGAGCAGGGCCACUGGAAGCUCAACGGCAUCAAGGACCGCAUCGAGCAGCUCAACUUUGGCUCGCAGUCGUACAGCCCCGAGGCGAGGCAGAAGCUCUUCCCGCCCUCGAUCCAGGAGCUGCUGCCCGAGAUCGAGGCCUUCGCCGUCUACAACCACCGCGUCAUCCUGCGCAAGAUCCUCUCGGUCUUCUCGCUUGUCCUCAAGCUGCCCGCCGACACGCUGUGGAACCUGUCGCGCGACCCGGAGACAAAGGGCCUCGACCUCCUGCGGUACGCCAUGUACCACACGCCGCCCAAGGAGGACGACGCGGCGCUCGGCGGGGUCCGCCUGCAGGGCCACACCGACUUCAACAGCGUUUCGAUCCUCUGGAGCCAGCCCAUCACGUCGCUCGAGGUCCUGAUGCCCGACAAUGUGUGGCGCCUCGUCAAGCACCGCGACAAUGCCCUCGUCAUCAACGCCGGCGACGCGCUCGCCUUCCUCUCGGCCGGCUACCUCAAGCAGACGAUCCACCGCGUCGUCGCGCCGCCCGCCGACCAGGCGCACUACACCCGCCUCGGCAUCUUCUACUUCGCCCUGUUCAACGACGACGUGCCCCUCGAGCCGCUGCUCGAGUCCGAGGUGGUCCGCGAGGCGUACGCGGCGCGCGGCACGGGCUACUGGGACGACCGCAAGGCCCAGGGCCUUCCCGUCCCCACGGCCGGCGAGUGGGAGCGGCUCCGCGUCAAGGCCUAUGGCCAGAUGGGCGCCAAGAAGGGCGAUGACGGCCACGAUCACGAGGAGAUUGCCGGCCAGAAGAUCACGCUCUACAACGACACGAAGGCACCCUCGCAGCAGCAGCAGCAGCAGCAGCAGCAGCAGGCGGCCCAGCCGCGGGCGAUCCGCGCCUAG
This is a messenger RNA of Pseudozyma flocculosa PF-1, 1215 nucleotides long. RefSeq lists its product as uncharacterized. Gene Ontology annotation, molecular function: dioxygenase activity. Lineage: Eukaryota; Fungi; Basidiomycota; Ustilaginomycetes; Ustilaginales; Ustilaginaceae. The transcript has a single exon. The record is from RefSeq and is a predicted model, not a curated record. Bases 1 to 1215 code for a protein of 404 amino acids.